This is a messenger RNA of Trifolium pratense (red clover), 1207 nucleotides long. RefSeq lists its product as uncharacterized. Lineage: Eukaryota; Viridiplantae; Streptophyta; Magnoliopsida; Fabales; Fabaceae. The transcript has 5 exons. Bases 65 to 970 code for a protein of 301 amino acids. The record is from RefSeq and is a predicted model, not a curated record.
AUUGUAAUACAUUUUAUUGGUUACAAAACAUAACAUUAGUGUGAUUCGAGAAGCAUAAGCAUCCAUGGCAGACAAACCAAGCCGAUCGUUAGUGUUAUACGGUGACGGCUUAGCUCGUUUCAUCGAUUCAUCAUCUUCGCACCACCUUCACUCUCUCGCUUCCCUUUCUUCCUGCGCUCUCUUAUCUCUCUCCAAUUCUCCUCCCUCAGAAAGCGAGGAUGAUAGAAUUAUUAGAGAAUUCGCAUUGCUUCUUGAUGCAUCAUCCCAAACUCAUCAACAAACCUUACCUGAUAGGUUUAUGGGAAUGAAAGCUGCUAUAUUCACCAACCAUUCAGGGUUGAAAUCUUUUAGUACCAAACUUGGCUUCAGUGUUAUUCAGUUGGAUCAGUUGGUGAAACAACAAACUUCUGAAUCACAACAUAGUGAUGUUGUGGCUGUUGAGCUUCUCAAGUUGCUUGGCUUUCAAGAAGGGAAGGUUCAAGACAAUAACCAAUUUGAUCUUGUUUUCCUUCACGUUGGAGCUGGCGAAAAGGUCAAUGGCAGUGAACAGAAUGCUGAUGUGGAGCUUGUGGAUGCAUUGGUUGGUGCAUUAAUGAGACAAGCACAGCCGGGAUCUGACAUCGGUUCUCGGCUGCACUUGUCCGUUGUCAUGAGCUAUGGCAAGGUCUUGGAGGAUGAUGAAUCCAGGUUUUCAGUGUCAAAGAAUGUUGAUGAGAAGGACUCUUGUUUUUCAACGCUCUAUCCUUUACAAAGUUAUGCUAUGAAAGGAGGAGCUCCUCGCAAGGAUGUGAGGCACCAUUCACCCAUGUUAAUUGCUCAAUUGCAACAUGCUGUGACCCGCAAGGAUAAUACACAGAAGUUUUCCUUCCAAGACUUCAUCGAGAAUGGUGGAAAUCUUACAAUACCCGCAGAUAGGUUCUUGCACGAGAUAGCCUUUAAAAUGUGGAAAGCUCCAAAAUAUGGAGCUUGAUUCCCAUCCCUCCUUUUCUUUUCAACUCCUUGUAAGCCUCUUGCCAUAGCAGCAGAGGUACUUGAAUAUGUCCAGCAUGGUCCACUAAUGCUGAUUAACAUGUUUGUUUCGUAUCCUAAACUCUGUUACUCCGUGUAAUAACCAAGACUUUGAUGAUUGGAUGGUACAAUACAACUAUCUCAUCCCGCUUUAUGUUGGUAAAAAAAUAUAUGAUAGUAACACAUAAUUUGACUCUAA